CUCGAUUCAUAAAUCUUAGUAUGAUGAUCUACUGUGACAUAGGCCUACACGUAAUGAAAAUGAAAGUGGUUGAAAAUAGCGUCAUGUAUCUAGUCCAGCUGAUCACUGUCACACAAAGUAAAGAAAUGUUUUCGGACUUGUAAACAGCAAAGUGUUAUGGAAUUCAAGGAGAUCAAUGUGUUAUAAAUUACGGUUUAAAGCCGAAAACGAAAGUAGACUGACAUUUUAUAGCCACAAAUUGGUUUUCCCCAUUUGUUUAACCUAAAAAUAGAAAUGGAUUUUCAAAGUUGUUACUUAAUUUAGAUUAUACGUAAAACGAACGGAGAUAACAUAAUGUGCAUUUAGGCUACAUCUCAAUUAACUUUAAGAUAACGUGUAUGAAGAUUAGCUAGAAGACUUCAUAUAAUGUCGGAUUUAGAACAAUAAAACAAGCCUGCUGAACACAAAGAAGUAUUGCAUUUAAAAAGAGAAAUGUAUUUCUGGCUGUCGUACCUAAAGAUAAUGACAGAGUAAGAUGACCCCUCGCGCAAUUUAAACUUAAACUGAAUUAAAAUUGCCAAGUUUAAAGAUGUGUAAAACAGGAAUAAAUGAAGUAAACUGAUGUGACAUGUGCAACCGCACGUGGACUUAACGUUUUGGAUUACGAUGGUUGUAUAAUUUUCUGUAAAAAUCAUGGCCACUCCAUUGUAUGAUCCUAAACUAUCAGGAGCCAAAUUCAAGAAUUGGAUUAAGGCUGGAUUAGGUGUGUUAUUUACCAAAGAAGGUAUUGAGCCUUUUGUUUAUGAUGAAAUAAAACAGUUUCAACAGAAAUGUUUGAGCGACAUUUGCAACAAAAAUGGACUACCUGCUGGUACCACCUGUUCUAGUUGUUGCACAGAAAAUGUUGUUGUUUGCCCCACGAAUAGGAUUUGUAAUGCAAGACGUGGAAUAUGUAACUUCCAUAGAAAUUCCGCUACGCAAUAUCUCCCGUCUGGCUGCCCUAACAAGAUAUGUCAUAAUUUUAAAAACGAGAUCAAGCAUGCACAUCGAUAUUAUGGUCCGUCCUAUAAAAACACUGAUGCUACCCAAUGGUGUAGCAACCCAUGGGAGGUUGCUAAAUGUUUUAUGCCACCAGACGGAUACAAGGAUGCGACGAAAUCUGAAGAGACGGACUUCAAUGGGACCAUCAGUGUUAUCCUGAACUAUGGAGCAUUUCAGUCGAAAAUUUACGACGACCUUUCCAACAAGAACAAUAUCUUUGAACAGGGUAGAGAGGUAGGCAAAGCAGUUCGACAUUGCCCACAGUUAGAGAUGGAAGAUACAGAUCUGCAACACUGUUUUAGUGUCUUACAGAAUUUGCUGUCAGAUCCUGCAUAUCUGUCUGCUAAUACCGAUGCACAUAAUGCUAAAACGAAAUUAUUACAGCUUCAAAAUGAUACCUUAGUCAUUUGUAAAGACGAUGUCCGGAAAGUGCUUGAUGAUAUUGGUAAAGCAGUUCAAGAUGAAAUAAGAACUGCAAAAGAAGAUUACAUAAAGAAUGCUAAAAGGAAAACAUUACAAAUUAUUAAACUCACAAAAACAUAUGUCAGCGCAAUUGACAGACAUGGAAAAGCGUCGUUGUCUCAAUUAGAUACAGCAUAUAAAUCUGCAAUGGAUGAAAUAGAAAAGCAAGCAAAGGAAUUGAUUCAAGACAUACAAGCUGAAGGAGAAAAACAAAAAGAAUAUAUUUCUUCAGAAGGACAUACUGUUCAGAGAAAUUUAGAAGAUGCGACUGAUAAAGAAGUAAAAAGGUUGACUAGAGAGAUCACGGCUGGAAUUAACACGAUUGAAGCGGAAGCCACUACUCAGGUGAAAACAAUUGUAUCAGAAGGAGAAAAACAAAAAGAAUAUAUAGCGACAGAAGGACAUGCUGUGAAGAGACAGUUAGUAGAUGUGGCUGAUCAAGAAGUAAAAAGGUUGAAAACAGAGGCCACUGCUGAAAUUAAUACGAUGAAAACGGAAGCCAAUACUCAGGUGAAAACAAUAGCAUCAGAAGGAGAAAAACAAAAAGAAGAUAUAGUUGCAGAAGGACAUACUGUAAAGAGACAGUUAGUAGAUGUGACUGAUCAAGAAGUAAAAAGGUUGAAAACAGAGGCCACUGCUGGAAUUAAUACGAUGAAAACGGAAGCCAAUACUCGGGUGAAAACAAUUGCAUCAGAAGCUGGUAAAUCUAUAAAACAAAUAGCGGGAGCCAGAGACGAAGGGGUGAAAGGAAUGAGAACAGAGGCACUUACUCGAAUGGAACACCUAAAAGAAUAUGCUGAGGAAGGGGUUAACAAGUUAGAAGUUGAAGCCAAAGCUGGAGUAACAAAGAUUAAUUUAGAAACUGAUGAAGCAUUAAAGCAGAUUGAGAAAUCAAAAGCAGAAAGCAAAGAAGAUACAUACAACAAAUUAAAAAAGGAACUGAAGGACGAUUUGAUAGAUCUCUACAGGGAAAGGCACCAUACCCUACCGAUGUCACCUUUAAUGGAAGAAAAUGACACGCCUCUCCUUAAGUUUUACGUCAUGCCAGACAUAGAGUCAGUGGAAAUUCAGAGGGCGCGUGGAGGUGGCAAAGAAAUUAGAUCAAAGGUUACGUCCUUGCACGAUGUUUUCUACAAGGAAAAAGAACCAUGUCGCAAAAUUUACCUUGCUGCGGAUGCUGGGUUUGGGAAAACAGCAUUAAGUAAACGGCUCGUUUUAACGUGGUGUCAAGCAAAAAACUGUAUCCCAAACGAAGAUGAACAUUUUAAGAAGAAAGACAUAAGUACAAUGUCGAAUUUUGACUUUGUGUUUUUGUUGUCUUUACGUGAUUGUUCCGAAGAAUGGGACAUUGAUGAGAUGAUCAAAAAACAAAUAACUAAUGAUCUAGCACACAUUAUUUCAAAUAGUGAUUUUGAAAACAUUCUUUCUAAGGAAAGGUGCCUGAUAAUAUUGGAUGGAUUGGACGAAUUCACACACGCAAAAAGUGACAUUCCACACAGGAAAGCUAGGAGGAAAUGUACAAUUCUCACAACAACUAGACCGUGGAAGUUGGGCGUUAGUAAGAUACGUGCAAGUGAAAUAGAACGAAAGUUGGAACUUAUUGGACUUAGUAAAACGUCUGCUAAAAGUUUAAAAAGGACUGUGAUCUCACUGUUAUGUGGCAAAACUGAUAUAGAAAAACAUAUUCAAGAGUUUGAUCGCGCUAUCAGUGAUAGGGGUAUUUCGGAUUUGGAAACUAUUCCGCUCUUACUGAUGUAUCUUUUGUGUUUAUGGUGUGAUGGAAUAGAGCUAGGAGCAUCUAGAACUGAGUUAUAUUGUCAGACUAUUGAACUGCUUCUUAAACGAACGUUUGAAAAAUAUCCCGACAUGCAACAGUCGCGCGAACAGUCCCAGAGUGAUAUCCCACAGUGUUUCAGUGAACAUGAACAUUGUAAGGAACACUACACAUUUCUGCAAGCUUUAGGACAAUUAGCAUAUGAAACGUUAUUCAAUGAAGACAAAGAAAGCACCCUUGUGUUUAGCCAGUCAGUGACAGAGAAACAUCUAACCUCAGAGUAUUUGAAAUUAAGUCUUGACUCAGGAAUAUUAACACAAAGUACAGAAAAGACACUUACAAAGCAAAUUUCGAAAUUUUCAUUUUCGCACAAAACCAUCCACGAAUUUUUUUGUGCAUUGUACAUUAGCUGUCAAAAUGAAAAUGAUGUCAAAAACAUUGUUCUGAACAAAUGCAAAAGUUUGCAAAGUAUUCUUGACAUGUCGACAGUGCUUGUUUUCAUCAGCGGAAUGGUGAAUACAGAAAUCAUUUCUUCAAUAUCACAGGAAUUUCUUUCUGUUAUCAGUGAAGAUAAGAUAACGAGCGAAUACAGAUCCACGACUGACCGGUACUGUAAACCUCUGAAAGACAUACAAGACAUGUACAUUUCUUGUAUGAAAGAAAACACGAGCGAUAAGGAACUCAAACUUUUCUGUCAAGAUUUUUUCUUUAGUGAAGAUUGUAAAGAAGAAAAAUACUUUUCAUAUUUAGCACGUCUCGCGGGUCACAAUAAAAACAACAUGGCGUCAAUAAAUAUCGGCACAGACGACAGUGGUCGUAGUUUACGUGAAAUUAUUGAUUGUUGUGAAUUGCACGAACUGUUCCAGAUCAAUAAAAUAGUCUACUGCGGUGAAGAAGAAACCGCACAGCUUCCUGUACUGCUGGACAAGUCGCCGAAAUGUGUCACUGUUAUAUUGCCUGAUCUACGUGGUUCUUGGAGCCGUGAAAUGUUGGAAACAUUACAGAAUAAUUCUCUGUUACAAGCAAUUCAUAUCGACGAUUUCAAGAUGAGCCACGAUGUACUGAAUGACUUUCUGAAUUAUAUUAUAAACAGAAAAACAAUGACGGAGAUUAGAUUGUGGAGCUUAGACUGUACCGAGCACGAGUGGCCGCGUUCGUGUACUUUCAGUUUAGAUUUUAGUCAGCAUUCAGAUCUAAGGAAGUUAGUAUUGGUCGCGAUACCUGAAGUGUCACAAUUGAAAGUUAAUAGUCAAGUGAAACACGUGGAGUUGGUGGGUAUCAAUCUAGGUGAAAUGUCGCUGCCUCCUGAAAUGGCGAAUAUUGAAAGUGUUGUUUUGUUUAGUGUAAACAUGUCUGCUUCAGCAUUGCGUGAUCUCGUUAAGGUAGUGGAGAAACUUUCACACAAAGUCACAGUAACAAUAUGGGAGUGUGAGAUAGAACCGGAAACAGAGUUUGUACACGUUAUACAAUAUAUACACUCAUCUCAGAAUUUCCGAGUUAUACCGGAUCAACCGGCGGAUGAUGAAGACUGGAUGUUUGUGUUUGAAACAAAAGUUGAAAGUUAACUUACUAAAUAAACUCAGACCGAUAGUGUAAACAUUUUGUAAACAUAAACAUUCCAUUUAAAAUAUAUUACACACAGUUAGACAUAUGACAUAUGACAUAUAUUUGUGUAUAUAAAUACACGCGUGUUAAAAUAGUGACAACAAAAUUUUUGGAAAUGGAGGAAAAAAAUGGAUGUUCCUAUAUACAAGGAUUAAUACACAGGUCCACCUUCAUAGAUGAAGAAGCUUUUUUCUCUCCACAUUUAUUGAAGAUUGUCGCAAAUACCUUUGAGCACAACUUAAGGACAGAACUACCUUCCGUUGAUAACCUUUGAACUUAAGGACAGAACUACCUUCCGUUGAUGACGAUUGAGCACAACUUAAGGACAGAACUACCUACCGUUGAUAACCUUUGAGCACAACUUAUUGACAGAACUACCUUACGUUGAUAACCUGAUAUGAGUAUAGCUCUUUAUCGUUAACGAAAAGACUCGAACAUGUUCGUAUAUUUCCGCCAAUUCUUACGGAAUUUUAGUUCCCUGGCGGUAAAGACUGAACCUUUUUUCACAAUCGAGAUUAUCAAACAAAUUAUUGUAAUAGCAAGCUUCUGUCUGAUCCUCAAAUAGUAAAAAAUAUUUUUGCAAAGUGAUAUACCGUUGUUGCAGUAAUGUAUUUGUUGAAAAUACCUUUAUAGGUACAUUCAGAUUAAUCUACCAAAUAAUAUCUAUUUCCGAUAGUUUGACCAAUUUAUGGUCGCAAUCAUCUUUGCAAGCACUGUAAAUUAAACUUUAUUCUAAUAUGGCUAACAAUGCUUUAAUCAUCACAACGAUGUUAUGUUGACGGCACGUCAACGUGAUAUUUAGCGCCAUGUACGCAUCAAGAAAUAGCGCUCUCAAGUUUUAUGAAAUAUUUUACUUAAUAACAUGUUUUUAUCGAAAUGUCACAUUGCACAACUGUUUUGAUUAAUUUAUACACAUACUGAAUUAGUUAUCCGCUUUAAUUCGCAAUAAUUUUCGUUCGAACUCAAUUCUGCCGCAAGACGUAUUACCUUUUCCGGUCCUGCUGUGUUUUAACAAAUACCUACUAUUGGCGCCAUGCUUGCGCGAAGAAACAGUUCCAUCAUAUUUGAUAUAAAUUUUACAGUAAAGAACAUAUUAGAAUCGAAAUAAUUUAUAGCAAAUCAGUGCUGCGCCUCGUGAAAUUAUUACGCCCGACGUAUAACCGCCCAUCGUGUAUAAAUAGUGAUAAAGCACUGUUUUGCUAUAAAUUAUUUUUUAAUUAUAUUUGUUUAGUUCAUAUGAUCAAAAUAUUAAUAUAACUGUUUACCACCGGCCGCAAAUAACGGAGUUGACCGAAACUUGCCGAACAGUCUUGACAGCCGAUUUAUCUGGCCAAACUUAUCGGCUUUUGUGGUGAUUUUCACGAUGAGUCUUAUUGUCCCAUAGCUCCAAGGUCAAAGUCACAUUAAACUGUUAACAAGGUCUUUUUUGUGUCCGGUUCACAACUCCAUUCAUCAAGGGAUUUCGACCUUGCUUGGCACAAAUAAUUCACAAAAUGCGACGACGUGUCAUGCGCAAAACCUAGAUCCCUUCGGCUAAAAGUUAGAAAGAUUGGUUUGGUGUCCGGUCGAUAACUCUGUUAUUUAGCAUGUUCUGAAUACUCCACACAAAUGUUCCAGAUAAUGAGACGACAGGUUAUACGCAGACCCCUAUCUCAAAGGACUAGGUCACAUUUAGAGUUCACACAGGUUUAGAUCAUCAGUUUCAAGAUUCCUAGCUCCAAAGUUAAGGUCUAUUUGGUUUCCGGUCCAUUCAUCAAGGGAUUUUAAAAUUACUUGACUUCAUUGCUGCUCAUUAUGCAACAGCAUGUCACGUGCAAAGCCAAUUCCUGAUAUCAAAGGUCAAGGUCAUAGUGAAGAGUCAAAUAUAAAUUCUAAAAGGUUACUUUUUUGACUGGGCCAGUAGGUCAAAGUUCGAGGUUACAAAUCAAGUUCAUAUUACUCUCCCCGUAUCUCAAACGCACAUUAUCCCCUUUAUUCUAACCCCCAAAAUCGCUUAUUUUUUGCCUUAAUAUUCUACAACCUCUGCCACACAAAACACUACAGCCCCGCCCCUUCCCCGCCACAGUUUAUUCCGCCUCCGACACACACUAAAAAUUCUUUAACGUUUUUUCUUCCUCUUCUAAUCUAGAAAUCAUACAGAUUGUAAUAUAAAAACGAUUUUAAUCUAAGAAAUAACUGGACACAAACCAAACUUUUUCAAUAGCCUAUCCUUAGAACAUGUUUUACUGUCAAGGAAGCUUUCAAUGAAAGACACUUAAGUUACUGUACAUAGAAAAUGUUAAUUACAUUUUUAUUUUAUUAUUGUAUUUAGAUAAAUCAUUGUAUGCUCGAUAAUUGCAUGUCACACGCUUAAUUGAAAAUGGCUCCUAAAUUGUUAAAGUGUGAAUCCAUUGUAAAUGUAGAUAGUGAUGAAGAUGAUGAUGUUGAUGACGAUGAUGAUGAUGGCGAAAUAUACAUUAGAUAUAGGUUUAAUUCUGAUGGAAUGCACUUUUUAGCUCACCUGAGCAAUGGCCAGGUGAGUUAUUGUGAUCGCUCGAUAUCCGGCGCCUGUCUAUUGUCUGUCAACAUUUAGAUUGUGUAUGCGAUAGAGGCAGUAUUUUUCAACUGAUCUUCAUGAAAUUUUGUCAGAAUGAUACGCUUGAUACAAUUAAGGUUAACUUCGAAAAUCUGAGGUAAAAAACUAGGUCAGUAGGUCAAAUCAAAGAAAAACCUUGUGUAUCUCAUAGAGACUGUAAAAUCAUUCCCCCCUCUUCGAAGAUGGAGGGGUAUAUUGUUUUGCAGAUGUCGGUCGCAAUGUAGACAAAUCCGUUUCCGGAUGAUAACUCAAGAACGCUUGGGCCUAGGAUCAUGAAUGUUGAUAGGGAGGUUGGUCAUCACCAGCAGAUGACCCCUAUUGAUUUUGAGGUCUGUAUGUCAAAGGUCAAGGUCACAGUGACCCUGAAUAGUAAAACGGUUUCCGGGUGAUAAAUCAAGAACACUUGGGCCUAGGAUCAUGAAAGUUGAUAGGGAGGUUGGUAAUAUCCAGCAGAUGACCCCUUAAGCUUAAGGGGAGCGAUGGUCUAGUGGAUAAGGUGUCGGCCGCUCAAUCCCAGGGUCGUGGGUUCGAGCCCCACUGGGGUCAGGACCAUGACUUCUCAUAUGACACCAGUACUGGUUUUCCAGGAAGCGGACUCGAGAGUAUUCCAAUAAGCUUGAAGCUUUCAUCACAAAUAAAACUAAUUAGUAUAAACUAAACUAAGAUGACCCCUGUUGAUUUUGAGGUCAGUAUGUUAAAGGUAAAACGGUUCCCGGAUGAUAACUCGAGAACGCUUAGGCCUAGGGUCAUGAAAGUGGAUA
Mercenaria mercenaria is the source of this 8197-nucleotide messenger RNA. RefSeq lists its product as uncharacterized. Bases 673 to 4821 code for a protein of 1382 amino acids. The transcript is spliced from 6 exons. Lineage: Eukaryota; Metazoa; Mollusca; Bivalvia; Venerida; Veneridae. The record is from RefSeq and is a predicted model, not a curated record.